CGACAUUUUCUGACAAGCGUAGAAAAAGUUUUCAUCAACAGCCGCCAUUUUGCGCUGGAGAGACUGAGAAGUAUUUCGGAAUUUGUCGUGUAAAUUUUCUGUUUUUUCUUACAUCAUUUAAUCAUAAACUGUACCAUUCCGUAUAUUUUAAAGUGUUAAGUGAAAUCGUGUAGUUCGAUCGGUAAAAUAAGUUCCAUAAAGUAGCAAAAUCUGGUGAUAUUGUUUUCAUUUAUUGUGCUAGUUCCGUCGGAAGAUGGUGAGAGGGUCUGUGUAGCUCUUCGAUUCGGAGCUUUGUAAUGGCGAAUACUUGAGUGAGAAAUUUUAAUAUGUGCCUUCAAUGGUCCGAGAGACAUCGAACGAUCGGGAUGUGGGUGAAUUACGUUAUGAUGGAUGACAAAUCGCUUUAAAAUGUUAUUUCUUAAAGAUAUAAGACAUAAAUGUGUUAUUUGAAUCGGCGGGCCGAAAUAUUCACGACGGCUUACGUUUAGUAAACAGAGCCAUGGCCGAUCAUCAUGUGGAUGAGCCGCCUAAUAAGCGGGCUAAGAUGAUCCGGGACCCUUUCCAGGGUCCCUCGGACACCGCAGACGGGUUUUCUAACCUGGACAUGUUCGACCUUGAAAAGGAUCUCCCUGAUGAGUUGAUGGGAGGUUCAUGGGGUGAACAACCUGGUGUCACAGGGCCAAAGCCCCCCGCGCAAGGACCCGGCCCUGGGGGACAAAUGGGCCAGCAGCAGCUUAACGGAGAUGAUCCGACUGCUGCCAUGCAGAGACAAAUUAACAAUCACCUUAUUCAACAAGUCUUUUCACAGGGCAACAAGGGUGGCUUAGUUGGCCACAACAACCCUUUAGGAUUGAGUAGUUUAGGAAGUAAGAGUCCUAACUUACAGUCACCGCCCAAUGUGUCUGUCUCCAAAGACCUAAUGGGUGGUAUGCUUCAGCAACUUAUACCAAAUACAAGUCAUCCAAACCAACUCCACUCUUCAAUGCCAAUGAGCUCCAUUCAAGGUGGGAUGAAUGUAGCGAACGUGGGUGGUAAUAUGGUAGUGACGAAUAGUAACAUGACAGGCCCGAACAUGCUCGGCGGGGGCAUCAUCAACAAUGUGAACAAGCAGCUGCCGACGCUUAUGGGCAACAACCACCACGGGACACCGCCUCACCAUCCUCAUGCACAGGCAAUGCAGAACGGCCCUCUCGGCGGUAGAGUGGGCGGAGUCGGUGGUGUGGGAGUGGGCGUGGGUAUGCAAGCACCUAGCAUGCGCGGUGGACUAACGCACGGCGCGCACGCCUCCCACGCGGCGCACGGAGGGCACGCGGCGCACGGCGCGCACGCAGCUCACGGCGCCCAUGCGCGCAUGGGUGCGCCCGGUGGCGGUGGACACCCGCUCGCGCCCUACCACCCCGCGUACGGGCAACCAGCGGCGGGCGGUGCGGCGCAGCGGGCGGCCGGGGUGCGGUUCGGCCCGCCGCCCGAAGCCGGCGGUGGAGCAGCGCAAGCCGUCCCGCCCGCACCUUCACCGCAGACUCCUGGCGCGCCCGCCGGCGGACAGUCACAACCGCAAGCGGCGACGCAAUCAGCAUCGUCGCAGCCAACACAGCAACCAAACACGGGCUCGAUCGCCGACCCCGAGAAGCGGAAAUUAAUCCAGCAGCAAUUGGUACUGCUAUUGCACGCGCAUAAGUGUCAGCGACGUGAGAGCCAAUCCAAUGGCGAGACGUGGCAAUGUACGUUACCGCAUUGCAAGACUAUGAAGAGUGUGCUUAACCAUAUGAUGUCGUGUCAGGCGGGAAAAAACUGUGGUGUACCCCACUGCUCAUCAUCAAGACAAAUCAUUAACCAUUGGAAACAUUGUAUAAAAAAUGACUGUCCUGUUUGUUUGCCUCUCAAGCAAGCUGAUAGGACUAGGACUAACCCUAUGAAUGCGGCUGCUGUUUCCCACUCGAGCACCGGCGUAGGCUCGGUGGGCAGCGUGGGCACGGCAGGCGGAGGUGUCGGCGUGGGUGUGGGCGUGGGCGUUGGUUCUAUCAGUGUUAACGUGGCGUCCGCGCCCGCACCCAACGCACUCCCCACAGUCAACCCACUGGCCGGUGGAGUAUCAUCUGCGUCGGCUCAGUCUGGGAACGCCGUCGGUGGAGUGGGUUCAGUGGGUGGGGUGGGAGGUGUCGGUUCGGUCGGCUCUGUGGGCGGCGGAGCGGGUGCGGACAUGAAACGCGCGUAUGAAGCUCUUGGUAUCGCGUGCCCUACGUCGGUGGCGGGCAUGGUGGGCGGCUUUGCACGCGCACCACUCCCACGCAUGACUGCACCGCGCCCGCCCUCACUCUCCGACGUACUGCCCCAGCAGCAGCCCAUGCAGCAGCUCUUCGCGCACCAAUCUCAGUCUGACUUACAGCAACAACAAUCACAGCAGCAGCAACUUAUGGGCACAGGAACGUUGCAACUACCAGGAGGACCUGUCACAGCCAAUCCCGUUUCUGGAACGAAAGAAUGGCACCAGUCUAUAACACCUGAUCUCAGAAACCACCUUGUUCAUAAACUGGUGCAAGCCAUUUUUCCUACACCAGACCCUACAGCGAUGCAAGAUAAAAGAAUGCAUAAUCUUGUUGCGUACGCGAGAAAAGUAGAAGGUGACAUGUAUGAAAUGGCUAGUACGCGGUCUGAGUACUACCAUUUGCUUGCCGAAAAAAUAUAUAAAAUACAGAAAGAAUUGGAAGAAAAACGGCAAAAGCGAAAAGAGCAACAACAACAGUUACAAGCACAGCAGCAGCAACAAAGUCAACUUCAACAACAGCAACAACAACAACAGCAGCAGCAGCAGCAGCAGCAGCAACAACAACAACAACAGCAGCAGCAGCAACAACAACAACAACAACCUGGAGGAGUACUAGGUGGUGUCAUGGGUGGCGUCAGGCCUACGGCACCUGGCGUGGGUGUGGGAGUCGGCGUCGGAGGAGUUGGAGUCGGAGUGGGAGUAGGUAGUGGCGUUGGCCGGCCUAACUUACCCCCUCAGCCUGGUUUACCUGCAAUGCGCAUCCCCUCGCCUGGUAUGCCGCUCACUAUGCAAGGCAACCGAAUGACAUACCAGUCAAAUCUAGUGGGCCCACCUGGACCUAGUCCCAACCAGAUGCCUCAGACACCGAAUGGCGGAAGCGUAGGAGGAGUCGGCAGCGUCGGGAACCCCGGUAUGUCACCUUUCGGACAGCCAAUGACAUCUCCGGUGCCGCAAUAUCCACUGCAGAGUAACGGCCCCGCAGCGCUCGCGUCUCCCGGUCACGGCGCGGCAGAGGCGAAGGUGCGUCUCCCGGGUGGUGGGCCCGUCGCUAGCCCCUUCAUGAACCACACCGCGUUUCGCAACGAGACGGGCGCCUCGUCCCCGGCCGGCGGCGCGGGCGGCGUGGGCGGCGCCGCUACGCCCGCCACUCCGCUUGCGCACGCCAGCCCCGCGCCCGACCCGCGCCCCGCUUCACGGCCGCCCUCUGCCGCCGCGCCUAUAUCCGCACAGAUGGCGGCGCUGCAAGCCGCCGAAGAUAGCCCGCCCGAUGUUAAGCGCGACCCGGAUGACGUGCGAAUCAAAGAGGAACCCGAAGAUCCCGACUGUGGCGGAAAAGGCAUGCGUGAUGAGACACCACGCGAUAAAGAUUCAAGCCUCGACAGGCCAGAUCCCUUCUUGAAGCAGGAAAUCAAGCGAGAAAUUAAACGCGAAAUCAAAGAGGAGCCGCCAGAAACGCCAACGGGCGCGGACGCCGCGGCUUCAGAUCGCGGACCCAAAAAGACGUUUGCUUUCAAGCCGGAAGAACUGCGUCAGGCGUUACUUCCAACGCUUGAGAAGUUGUUCCGCCUCGACCCCGAGUCGUUGCCUUUUCGGCAGCCGGUGGACGCGCAAGCCCUUGGUAUCCCAGACUACUUCGAUAUUGUGACCAAACCAAUAGAUCUUUCCACAAUCAAGAUGAAGAUAGACCGAGGCCAGUACAAAGAUCCAUGGGAAUAUGUUGAUGACGUCUGGCUUAUGUUUGAGAACGCUUGGCUGUACAAUCGCAAGAAUUCACGUGUCUAUAGAUAUUGUACUAAGCUGUCAGAAGUAUUUGAAGUAGAAAUAGAUCCCGUAAUGCAAAGUCUGGGAUACUGUUGCGGUCGCAAGUACACUUUCAACCCACAAGUGCUAUGCUGUUAUGGCAAACAGCUUUGCACUAUUCCCCGCGACGCUAAAUACUUCAGUUAUCAAAACAGUCUAAAAGCGUAUGGGGUUGUGUCCGAUAGAUACACCUUCUGCCAGAAGUGCUUCAACGACAUCCAGGGCGACACUGUCACGCUCGGCGACGACCCGCUGCAGCCCCAGACAGCGAUCAAAAAAGAUCAAUUCAAAGAAAUGAAAAAUGACCAUUUAGAGCAAGAACCGUUUGUGCUUUGCAUGGACUGUGGUAGGAAGCAGCAUCAAAUAUGUGUGUUGCACCAUGACCAAAUAUGGCCUCAAGGCUUUUGCUGUGAUAACUGUUUGAAGAAGAAAGGGGCGAAGCGGAAAGACAACAAGUUUAGUUCUAAGAAACUGCCUACUUCUAAGCUCGGCAUUUAUAUUGAAACUAGAGUUAAUAAUUUCCUUAAGAAAAAAGAGGCUGGCGCUGGCGAAGUGCAUAUCAGGGUUGUCGCAUCGUCCGAUAAGAUGGUCGAAGUGAAACCAGGAAUGAGAUCGAGAUUCGUAGAAUCGGGGGAGUUGUGCGCCGAAUUCCCGUAUCGGGCUAAAGCGUUAUUUGCAUUUGAGGAAGUUGAUGGAACUGAUAUUUGUUUCUUUGGAAUGCAUGUGCAGGAGUAUGGUAGUGAAAGUCCAUCGCCUAAUACGAGGCGAGUUUAUAUAGCAUAUCUAGAUUCAGUACAUUUCUUCCAACCGAGGCAGUACAGAACUGCUGUGUAUCACGAGAUUUUAUUAGGAUAUUUGGAUUACGCUAAGCAAUUGGGUUAUACAAUGGCCCACAUCUGGGCCUGCCCGCCUUCUGAGGGCGACGACUACAUAUUUCACUGCCAUCCGCCCGAACAAAAAAUACCCAAGCCUAAAAGGCUACAAGAGUGGUACAAGAAAAUGCUAGACAAGGGUAUUAUAGAAAGGAUAAUUUUAGAUUACAAAGAUAUUCUUAAGCAAGCAAUGGAGGAUAAUAUCUCGUCAGCUGCUGAAUUGCCUUAUUUUGAAGGGGAUUUCUGGCCCAAUGUCCUAGAAGAGUCUAUUAAAGAAUUGGAUCAAGAAGAGGAAGAGAAGAGAAAGCAAGCUGAAGCCGCUGAGGCAGUGAUAUUCCAGUCUUCCGAAGAAAAUGAACAAGGACCCGAUGGCAAGAAAAAAGGCCAGAAGAAAGCUAAGAAAUCAAACAAGUCAAAGGCCGCCCAAAGAAAGAACAGUAAGAAACAGAGCGAUCAGCAACAAGGCAGUGAUCUCAGUGCAAAAAUUUUUGCAACAAUGGAGAAGCACAAAGAAGUCUUCUUCGUUAUUAGGCUACAUUCCGCACAGUCUGCCGCUAGUUUAGCUCCAAUUCAAGACCCAGAUCCAUUAGUAAAUUGCGACCUUAUGGACGGUCGCGACGCUUUCCUGACGAUGGCCCGAGAUCGUCACUACGAAUUCUCAUCGACGCGGAGGGCGAGAUUUUCCACACUUUGUAUGCUUUAUGAACUCCACAACCAAGGUCAAGACAAAUUCGUAUACACAUGUAAUAGUUGUAAAUCUCAUGUUGAGACGAGGUACCAUUGCACCGUUUGCGAUGACUUUGACCUGUGCGUGCCCUGCUAUGACAAAGAGGGACACCCACACAAGAUGGAGAAGCUUGGAUUAGACCUCGACGUCAGCUCGUCGCCAGGUGACAUGAAGCAGGCUAACCCGCAAGAGGCGCGCAAGUUGUCUAUCCAACGCUGCAUACAGUCCCUGGUACACGCAUGCCAAUGUCGCGACGCCAAUUGUCGCUUACCAUCUUGCCAGAAGAUGAAGCGAGUGGUCGCGCACACCAAGGUCUGCAAGCGCAAGACCAAGGGAGACUGUGCAAUCUGCAAGCAACUCAUUGCACUGUGCUGCUACCAUGCGAAACACUGUCAGGAGACGAAGUGCUCGGUGCCGUUCUGCAGCAGUAUAAAGCAAAAGUUAAAGCAGCAACAGGUUCAGCAACGCGUGCAACAGCAGCAGUUGCUGCGGCGACGUAUGGCGGCAAUGAACACGCGCGGUGGUGCGACAGGAGCCGCCUCGCCUCCCCCGCAGCCCGCGCCCGCGCUCGCGUCGCCGCCGCCCGCCAAGCCUGCGGCGCACGCACUGCCGCACAACGUGCAGAAGGCGCUUCAGCAGGUACAAGAGGAGGCGGCGCGACAACAGACGCCGUCAUACGGCAAGCAGGCAGCAAUGGGUCCUCCCGGCGGCGUUGGGGGAGUGGGGCUGGGCGUGGGCGCGGCCGCCGUGCGCGGCGCCGACUGGGGCGCGCGAUACCGAACGCCGCCGCCGCUGCACCACGCGCCGCACCACCGCCUGCCCCACCACGCGCCCGCGCCGCUCGCGCAGCACGCGCCGCUGCAGCACCACGCGCAGCACGCGCCGCAUGCGCAGCACGCGCCCUCUGCCAUACAGCAGAGAGCGGGUGCGCCGCAGCAGCAGCAGCAGCAGCAACAACCGAUGCAUCAAAAGGCGUUGCAGCAGCUCAUGGCCACGUUGCGCUCACCCGCCAGUCACAAUCAGCAGCAAGAAAUUCUGCAGAUCCUCAAAUCAAAUCCACCACUUAUGGCAGCCUUCAUCAAACAAAGAGCACAGAACGCCCAAAAUCAGCAACAAACAGGCAGCGGUGUCGGCCCAGUCGGCAACGUUGGCGUUGGAAAUGUCGGUGUCGGUGGCGUUGGCAAUGUUAAUGUGGGCCUCGGCGCCGGAGUGCCACAGCAGCCACAACAAAUUCAGCAUAUGAUGUCGCAGCCACAGCAGCAGCAGAGGUUGCAACAAAUGCAUCAGAUGCUACCUCAACAGACACAGGUCGGCGGUGUGUCUGGUGUGGGUGGCGUCGGAGGCGUCUCAGGAGUCGGUCUCGGCGGCGUCGGCGGAGUCGGCGGCGUGUCCGGCAUGUCGGCGGGCGCGCCCGGGGGCUGGUUCAAGCAGGGCGGCCCCGCCGGUGGCGUCAGCGGUGUCGGCGGCGGCAUGAUGGGCAUGCGCGGUGCAUACGCGGGCGGCGGGCCGGCGCCCAGGCUUGCCGCCCGGUACUUCCCCGGCGGCGGAGUGGGCGGCGUGGGCUCCGUAGGCGGCGUGGGCGCCGUGGGCGGCGUGCUGCAGCGGUCGCCGCCCGCCACGCCGUCGCCGCGGCCGCCCACGCCCUCGGAGCUGCUGAUGAUGCGGCAGUCGCCCGCGCCGCCCGCCCCCCACGCGCCGCCCGACGAGCAGCUGCCGCCGAUGACGCCUCAGGACCAACUCACCAAGUUCGUGGAGCAGUUGUAGUGUACAUAACCGAGGCGCGCCCGGUCGCCCUGUAAUAUAUAAGCUAUCGCGGCCUGCGCGUGCCGCCGCCCGCUCGUCUCCCCUUCCCCGCACUAUUUAUUGUCGAUGAUAUCGUUUAGCGACGCGAAGGACGUAUUUAGUAUUACGAUGAACGAAUCGAGCGCUCAAUGUACAAAAUGUAAAUAUGAGAAAGAGUACAUCCUGUCCGCUUUUGCGUAAUGUAAGUUGUUCGUAGUGUAGGUACAUUAUGAUACUUAUUCUGUUUAUUGUAAUUAAAUCAUUUUAUAAUAUAAUUAUGUGAUGAUUAUAAA
Vanessa tameamea is the source of this 7740-nucleotide messenger RNA. RefSeq names its product nejire (gene nej). Gene Ontology annotation, molecular function: histone acetyltransferase activity; transcription coactivator activity; chromatin DNA binding. Gene Ontology annotation, biological process: positive regulation of transcription by RNA polymerase II. The record is from RefSeq and is a predicted model, not a curated record. The transcript has 23 exons. Gene Ontology annotation, cellular component: transcription regulator complex; histone acetyltransferase complex; nucleus. The coding region runs from base 500 to 7429 and encodes 2309 amino acids. NCBI's taxonomy places the organism in Eukaryota, Metazoa, Arthropoda, Insecta, Lepidoptera, Nymphalidae.